AAAAUAUCCAUAUGGAAUUUGCAAUGUAAGGUGAUCUUUGUUUCUGGUUCGCCACGUAUUCAACUUCAUCUUGGCGCCAGCCACAAACAAGUCACCUAACAGAAAAACAGAACUCUCUCUCUCUCUCUCUCUCUCUCCAAUGGCUCUCACUCUCCGAGUUGUAAAUGCAAAUAUAGGGUUUGACUCAUCUACUCGUUCACCUUUUGUUUCACCUCGUAAACGCUUCGUGAUUCGGUGCUCUCAAGUUCAGCAAUUAUCCAUUACACAAGAAUCUGAGAACUCACUCAUCGAAGCACUUGUUGGCAUCCAAGGACGAGGACGUUCUUCUUCUCCCAAUCAACUCAACGCUAUUCAACGUGCUAUUCAAGUUCUCGAGACUUUAGGGGGUGUGUCUGAUCCUACAAAUUCAAGUUUGAUUGAGGGUCGCUGGCAGCUCAUUUUUACUACAAGACCUGGAACUGCAUCCCCCAUUCAGAGAACGUUUGUCGGGGUUGAUUUUUUUAGUGUAUUUCAAGAGGUUUAUCUUCGAACGAAUGAUCCACGCGUAUGCAAUAUUGUAUCAUUUUCUGAUGCCAUUGGUGAGCUCAAAGUGGAGGCAGCAGCAUCCAUCAAAGAUGGAAAAAGAAUCCUUUUUAGGUUUGACAGAGCUGCAUUUUCUUUUAAAUUUCUUCCAUUUAAAGUUCCAUAUCCAGUUCCAUUUAAGCUACUUGGAGAUGAAGCAAAGGGUUGGUUAGACACCACAUACUUGUCGCAUUCCGGAAACCUUCGCAUCUCUAGAGGAAAUAAGGGAACCACAUUUGUGCUGCAGAAGCAAACUCAACCUAGACAAAAGCUAUUAACCGCAAUUUCGUCGGGGGUGCGUGUUGCAGAGGCAAUAGAUGAACUCAUUUCCUUAAGUAAGAAAUCUGAAGAUAAAGAACCAGAACUAGAAGAGGGUGAGUGGCAGAUGAUAUGGAAUUCACAGACUGAGACAGAUAGUUGGUUCGAGAAUGCUGCCAAUGGUCUGAUGGGAAAGCAGAUUAUUGGGAAGAAUGGACUAAUAAAGUAUGUGGUUGAGACCUUGUUUGGGCUGAAAUUCUCCAUGACUGGAAAUUUUGUAAAAAGCGGCCCAAAAAUGUAUGAGGUUACAAUGGAUGAUGCAGCCAUAAUUGGGGGCCCAUUUGGAUAUCCCCUUGAUUUUGCCAAGAAGUUCAUCUUGGAGAUUUUAUUCAGUGACGAGAAGGUCAGAAUUAGCCGUGGAGACGAUGAAGUUAUUUUUGUACAUGUUCGCACGGAUGCAUCACGGUGAUCGAAUUAGUAAUGAUUUAUCAUGGGAGUCCUCGAAGAAGAUUGGACAUCAUUCUGUGGGUGAAGGUUUGACAUCAAGUGUGUAUUUAACCAUUCCUGUUAACCACACAUAUCAUUGCUAUCUAAACACUAUUAUAUAUGCAAAUGACAUCAUUCAUGGUAACGACUAUAGGGAAAUUGAAUUCUUUGAAAUCCCGUUGCUUCAUGAAAACCCAUGAACGCCUUGGCAUCGCAUUGAAAGAGUUGAAAGAGUUGAAAGAAUGUUUAGAGUUCUCCUUA
Molecule: messenger RNA, 1566 nt
Organism: Lathyrus oleraceus (garden pea)
Lineage: Eukaryota; Viridiplantae; Streptophyta; Magnoliopsida; Fabales; Fabaceae
Product: probable plastid-lipid-associated protein 12, chloroplastic
Exons: 11
Coding region: 140-1288 (382 amino acids)
Source: RefSeq, a predicted model, not a curated record